This is a messenger RNA of Colletotrichum karsti, 912 nucleotides long. RefSeq lists its product as uncharacterized. Gene Ontology annotation, cellular component: membrane. The record is from RefSeq and is a predicted model, not a curated record. The transcript has a single exon. Lineage: Eukaryota; Fungi; Ascomycota; Sordariomycetes; Glomerellales; Glomerellaceae. Bases 1 to 912 code for a protein of 303 amino acids. Gene Ontology annotation, molecular function: hexosyltransferase activity.
AUGAGGCUCUAUAAAGACGUCCCCUUUGAUGGUCGAUUCGUGGUAUCAAACCCAGGACCACAGUGGAUGGAAGUGGUUGCCCGCGAGAACAGCACUUUUGGGGACAUGAUCGUGCUGGACCACAUUCCGGAAGACGACAUUACUGCGAAUACGAUAAAGACGCUGGAGUUCUUCAAAUGGCUUGUUGCUCAUAGUCGCAAGUACGAGUUUGUCUCGAAGAUGGAUACAGACUUGUGGCUGAACGCCCGAGGGUUUUGGGAUCGCUUCCUUUUCCCGAGGUUGCUCCAGAACGAUACGGGGAUUUUCACUGCCACUGUCGAGCGUACAGUCAUCGGUGAGCUGUAUUACUCCAAGUAUUGGGACCUCACUUUCCCUCACGGAGCGAUGUACACGGUCACAUGGGAUAUGGUUCAGCUCUUGUCGUCGCUUCAAGAGAGAUUCAACGUGAUCACUGGCGAGGACAUGGCGGUGGCAACGCUCAUGUUGAAGGGACGCGAGAGAGCCAAUUUUGUCAACUUCCGAGGGUCGGAGAAGUUCGACUACAACGACGAAGACGCUCGAGAUGACGGUUCAGCGUGGGCGAGACAAAAGACGCAUCCGAACGCUAUCGACCACGCUGUUGUAGGUCCCAACCCCAUUGCUGUCCAUCAGCUCAAAGACGAGAUGUUCUGGUUUAAGGUAGCAGACUGCUUCGAUGAGGAUGGGGUGAAGGAUAUGCCAUCACGUUCAAGUUAUGCUUCUCAGACACCGAUGUCGAUGAGAUGGCACGAUGUGUGGUAUUCGCUGGGAGUUUCGAGUCGGUACGAGUCUAGGUUUGAUAGGAUACCAGACUUUCUGUGGACGGUAGAAAACGGCGAUUGGAUAUGCGAUGGUAUUUGGAAUCUGGGAAAUAGAAAAACAGGAUACGCAUAG